Messenger RNA from Paraphaeosphaeria sporulosa, 906 nucleotides. RefSeq lists its product as uncharacterized. The transcript has a single exon. NCBI's taxonomy places the organism in Eukaryota, Fungi, Ascomycota, Dothideomycetes, Pleosporales, Didymosphaeriaceae. The record is from RefSeq and is a predicted model, not a curated record. The coding region runs from base 219 to 806 and encodes 195 amino acids.
CACGGCGGACGAUGGGGUUGUGGGCCGUGGUGAGGAUCGUGGUGACGAUGUGCACGAGGGUGGUACUUGGGGCGGCGUUUCCAGCGUGGGUGGGGAUUGUCGUGGUCGCGUUUGUUUGCGGCAUGAUGAAGUUGUGUGUGGGAGAUGGGGUGGUUCUUGUUUGUGUUUCCGGGUGAUGUCCUGGUGUGUGGGUGCUUGGGGAAGGGACAAGCACGCAAAUGCCGGCUCACGAGAUUAUAAGAGCUGUAUCGUUCGUUCCUUCGCUCUGCUACACUUCGAAAGCAUCCCACAGAGCGAUAGGACGGAGUCCACCCAAAACCUGGCAAGCCUUUCCUCGUAUGCUAUACCGGCUAUCGACACUAAAUCAUCUCCUCCUUCACCACAAUGUCGUCGAAAAACGUACUUUACCUCCUCACCUGCCCUUCCUGCCAACCUUCUUGCUCACGGAUUCUAGCAACGACCCGCUCCGCCGCACCCAGUGCCUCGCUCGCCCAACGUGGAACGGCUCGGAAACUUCAGUAUGUCUCGUCUCUCUUUCACCUCGUCAUCACCUUCCGCACACAUCUGAUGGAAUCGCAGUGAUGAGCCUCUUCGGCGCAGCCGCCCUGAUGCCGUUCCUCUGGGCUCUGCUUGAGGCUCUUAACCUUGUGAAGAAUGCUUUUUUCCAUAGUGGAUAUUGGAUGCUGAUUGGAGCUUGGGUUUUGCUGGCGUAUGGAGUGUCGUUCUUGGAUGGACUAGAGGCUCUGGAUGAGAGUGAGGAUGGAGAAGUUGAUCAAGAAGGUGAGGACGACAAACAUGAGGAGUGAGUCGGUGGUGCUUGUGGGAUGGAUGGGAAAUUGGAUGGAUAAGAACGGAAUCAACAGAAGUUGGGCAAGUUUUUAUUGAAGGGAGGGCAGGCAUGGCGGU